Messenger RNA from Phialemonium atrogriseum, 795 nucleotides. Its product is annotated as F-box domain-containing protein. NCBI's taxonomy places the organism in Eukaryota, Fungi, Ascomycota, Sordariomycetes, Cephalothecales, Cephalothecaceae. The record is from RefSeq and is a predicted model, not a curated record. The coding region runs from base 1 to 795 and encodes 264 amino acids. Gene Ontology annotation, molecular function: protein binding. The transcript is spliced from 2 exons.
AUGGCGGCACAACAGGCGACGUCCGGGAAAGCCUAUGGAACAUCCGCCGUGCCAAUGUCAAUGGAGACUGGCUCCUCGGGUGUGGAACAGGUGACUGCUGCAGACGCUGAUAACGGCCUGCCUGAGAAGUCCGCGGUUGUCUUUGGCUGUAGACGAGACCCUGCCCCCAACCUGUCAGACUUGCCCAACGAGAUCCUCCUCCAUAUCCUUGGCUACCUCGAUGUCUGCGAUCUGUUGUCAACUUCUAGGACCACGCACCACCUCCGCGACCUCUCCGUCGCGCCGAUACUGCACUCCCUCCGGCUGCGGCGCGCCCGCGCGUCCCUCAGCCCGAUGCUGCAAUCGCCGUCGCGCCCCUCGCUGGCCGACCUGAUCGCCCGCUGCAUCUUCCUGACCCACACGACCGUCGUGUCGCGCCGUCUCGCCCGCUCCCUCGUCUGCAUCCGCCUGUCGCGCCGCCUGGCCGCCCGCCCGUCCGCCGAGGCCCUCGUCCAGCGCUGCGUCCUGCCGCCCGAGUGCGUCCCCGGCGGCUGCGGCGGCUUUGGGCCGCGGCGGGGCGGCGUUGGGGUUGCCGCGGUUGCGCCGGCGCUGGUGGCGAGGAGGAGAGCCGUUGAGAGGGAGAGGGUGAAGGAUAGGUUGAGGAGGUGGGUUGAGAGGGUCUGGACUGGGGAGGUUAGGGAGAGGAGCGAGGGGAUUAAGAAGUGGGAGGAGAGGGUUGGAGUUGGGAGGGUUUGGAGGCUGAGGAGGUUCUGGGAAAGCGUAGGACGCGAAGAUGGUUUUGCCGGGGGCGUCUGA